AUGAAAACAGGAAUUCUUCUCUCAAUCUUCCUAAUUUUACCUUUCCUGCUCAAUGCUGAAACUGUUGUUGAAGAAAAAAAUGUGACAACAGUUUUUCAUGCGCCUGCUUACACCUACACUCUGCCCCUCGAUACUCGUCAUACUUUGAACAAAAUUCAUGGAAUUCUUAUGGUUUUGUCAUGGAUUUUCUUCAUUCCAUCGGCUUUUCUUUUUGCUCGUAUGCUUCGAGAUUCGUUUGCUGACAAGAAACCGUUUGGACUUGCCAUAUGGUUCCAUGUUCAUCGCACGUUUAACUAUAUAGGACUAUUCCUUAUGGUUGCCUCUAUUCUAGUAAUUUUCAUUUCGAAAGAUUGGCGAUGGAUGGGACCAGGUUCACAUGCAUCAUCAGCAAAACAAGUGCACACGAUUACCGGAGUGAUCUCAACCGCUUUGGCCGUUGCCCAACCUAUUCUGUCCUUAUUUAGAUGUCCUGCCAACCAUAGCCAAAGAUCUCUGUUCAAUUGGUCUCAUCGCCUUAUCGGUAUUAUAUCAUUUAUCCUAGCUACUGUUGCCCUCGUUAUUGCCGCUCUGGAUUUCAAAAUGUGGAAGAAUCGUGCGCUUCAAGGAAUUCUCAUGAUUGCUCCGACAGCACUACUGAUUGUACUGUCAGUAGCUUCCGUUAUGUUCCGCAAGUCCAGUAACGCUAGCAAACAAGAAUCUAGAUACUCCCUCAGAGUUUCAUUGGCUAGCUGGGGCAUGGGAAUACUGUUGGCUAACACAAUUGUUCUUUGCAUUUUAAUUGGCCAAGGAUACGCAAAGCCAUAA
Molecule: messenger RNA, 804 nt
Organism: Auanema sp. JU1783
Lineage: Eukaryota; Metazoa; Nematoda; Chromadorea; Rhabditida; Rhabditidae
Source: the annotation of a GenBank genome assembly